This is a messenger RNA of Capsaspora owczarzaki ATCC 30864, 860 nucleotides long. RefSeq names its product deoxycytidylate deaminase. The transcript has 4 exons. Gene Ontology annotation, cellular component: cytoplasm. NCBI's taxonomy places the organism in Eukaryota, Filasterea, Ministeriida, Capsasporidae. Gene Ontology annotation, molecular function: zinc ion binding; dCMP deaminase activity. The coding region runs from base 11 to 724 and encodes 237 amino acids. Gene Ontology annotation, biological process: dUMP biosynthetic process; dTMP biosynthetic process. The record is from RefSeq and is a predicted model, not a curated record.
CCCUUUGCUUAUGCCCUUUCUUGUCGGACGCAUCUUCCAUUCAGCAGCCUCACGUCUCGCAGCAUCGUCGUCAUCAAUCCCUGUUCGCCGCCUCGUUUCCUGCUCUGCGCCUCACUGCCACCACGCGCCGUCGCCACAUCCAGCCAUGAGCAACACUCCUCCGCCACUGAACCACCAGACAAGCACCUUUGAGCCUGCCACGGUCUCCGACAACGCUCCUGCUGCCGUCAAGAAGCGCCAAGAUUACUUGCCGUGGGCAGACUAUUUUAUGGCCGUCGCGUUCCUGUCCGCCCAGCGCUCAAAGGACCCCUCGUCCCAAGUCGGAGCGUGCAUCGUCAACCAAGAGAACAAGAUUGUCGGCAUUGGCUACAACGGGAUGCCGAAUGGCUGCAACGACGACCUGCUCCCAUGGGCACGCACGGCAGAGAGCCCGCUGGACACCAAAUACAUGUACGUGUGCCACGCAGAGCUCAACGCCGUGCUGAACAAGAAUGCGAGCGACGUCAAGGGCUGCACGAUUUACGUGGCGCUCUUCCCGUGCAACGAGUGCGCCAAGAUUAUCAUCCAGUCGGGCAUCAAGGAGGUCAUCUACAAGUCAGACAAGUACCACGAUCGCCCCGAAUUUGUGGUGUCCCGGCGCUUGUUCGACAUGGCAGGAAUCAAGUACAGACAACACAUCCCCAAGAUGAAACAAAUCACCAUUGAUUUCGGCUCUAUUGAAUGAGGUUUUUGAUGGGGAAAAAUGGCGUUGGCAAAAAACGACAAUGGAUGUAAUAUGGUACAAAGAUUCCCAAGACAAAACAAGCACAUGGCUGAAACAAAACCCAAAAAGCACAAUGACAAACAAAACACAAAAGAAC